This is a messenger RNA of Arachis duranensis, 677 nucleotides long. RefSeq lists its product as uncharacterized. The transcript has 2 exons. NCBI's taxonomy places the organism in Eukaryota, Viridiplantae, Streptophyta, Magnoliopsida, Fabales, Fabaceae. The record is from RefSeq and is a predicted model, not a curated record. Gene Ontology annotation, cellular component: chloroplast. Bases 29 to 544 code for a protein of 171 amino acids.
CACAUCUCCUAUAUUUAUUUUAUGCAACAUGCAUCCUGCAGCACUUCCCGUGGUAUCCAAACUUUCGGGGAUGAUUCUAUUAUUUCCAUUUUCCAUACCAUGUUCUCCGAAGGACAUUACUAUACACGAUGUCAACUUGUCAUGUCCCCUCAGAAUUUUGGAUUUGAACCACAGAAGAGGUUCGAGUCUUUUAUGUGCAGCAAGAAGGCAGGUUCGAUAUCAAGAUGGGGAUAUUGAUGAUGAUGAAUAUGGGCACAAUAAGGAAAUUGCAAUGUUGGAGUUGUACAGUCAAUCAGCAAGAGAUGAAGUACUCUUUGUUCAUGCCAUUGUGGACCAAGAGGAAGUAGAUGUGCUCAUCUUCAAGGGCCUUUCUUCAAGCUUGAGCUACAGUACCUCCCCAGACUUAACUAGAAGCAUUCUACCAGAAAGGGCAGUGAUAAAGACCAUAGAUAGAAUCAAAGGGCCUUUCGACCCUAACAAUAUAGUGUACCUGCAAAAAGAUGUACCAUGGGAAGAUUUCAAGACAAAUCUGCUAUCUAAUUAAGUGAGUUUCAGUUGCGUUAAUUUUCAGCAACAAAAAAGUGAAAAAAAAAAAACCCAAAUCGGUCAUGAUUUUUAAAAUAGGAUACUUUUUCAAGUUUCAAAAUAUGUAAAAUAGUUCCAUCCGUUAGCUAUUA